UGGGGAGAAGAGGCUGGACCGCUGGGAGAGCAGCAAGGAGGACAAAGGAAGGUUGGCAUGUUUUCCUGAAGCCGCCUUUCCAGCCCACGAAGCGCCCCUCCUCCUUCUCUUGUAGUGUUUCCGACUCCCACUUUGCAGACGGUUGGGGGAAGGAAAUGAUCUUGAAAAGUAGGAAGGGAUAGGGUUGGUGGGGGUGGGGCGGGAAAUAGGAGACAGUCUUCCACCUGGGAUCAGCGGGGGUGUACUAGGGGAAUCUAAUUGCAGUUGCGCAGAAACAUCCACCACACUACAUCUCCCAGAACCCACUGCGUUGUCUUUCCUUGGGAUGAGCCUCCGCUACUCAAAUCUUUUCGUCGGCAGUGGUUGGAGUUGUGCGCAGGCGCACCUCCGGCCCGGUUCCUGUUUCUACCGCUCCUAUGCUGGCUCAGCGUCAUGCUGGCGGCAGGCUCUGGCUUUCCCUAAGAAGAGAGAGUUGAGGUUAAGGAGAAAAUGACUUCUGGGUUCCUCAGAGCUGGGUUUUUGAAAUCCCUGACGUUCCAGGAUGUGGCUGUGGACUUCACCCAGGAGGAAUGGAGGUUGUUGGAUCCAGCUCAGAAGGACAUGUACAGGGAUGUGAUGCUGGAGAACUAUGAGAACUUUGUUUCCCUGGGACUUCCAGAUUCCAAAGCAGAUGUGAUCUCCCAGUUGGAAAGAAGAGAAAGACCAGGGUUACCAGAGGGAGAAGUCCCAAGAAGCCCUUCCUUAGAUUUUCUUCAUGAACAUAAUACAUUUGGAAGGAAGUGCAGCUCGAGUUCAAUCCUUAUUCCACAGCAGAGAGUUUCUGUUGGAAAAGAUCUCCAUAAUUAUGAUACACUUGGAAAAAGUUUCAAGAAAUUUUCAGAUCUAAUUAAACAUAAUAAAAAAAUUUCCUUACGGGAGAAACUUUGGAAGUGUAAUAAAUCCAAGAAGACUCAUUUUGACAGAAUAUACACUCAGGAAAAAUACCCUAAACAUGAAAAAUUUAGCAAACCCUUCAGGAGCAAUUCAUGCUUUACUGUACCUCAAAGAAUUAAUGAGAAAGAGAAACCAUAUGAGUGUAAUGAAUGUGGAAAAGCCUUCAGCAAUAAUCAAAAUCUAUCUCGACAUCAAAGAAUUCAUACAGGAGAAAAACCAUUUGAAUGUAGUGAAUGUAGAAAAACUUUCAGUAGUAACCAAUGCCUAAUUGAACAUCAAACUAUUCAUACUGGAGAGAAACCCUAUAAAUGUAAUGAAUGCGAGAAAGCUUUUAGCUGUAAGGGGAACCUUUAUGUACAUAAAAGAAUUCACAGUGGGGAGAAACCAUACAUCUGUAGUGAAUGUGGGAAAGCAUUCAAUCAGCAGGGUCACCUUAAAAUACAUAAGGUAAUUCAUACUGGAAAAAAGCCCUUUGAAUGUAAUGUAUGUAGAAAGGCUUUCAGCAAUAAACAAUACCUAGGCCAACAUCGAAAAAUUCAUACUGGAGAGACCCCCUAUAAAUGUAACGAAUGUGGGAAAACCUUCUGCCACAAUUCACAUCUUACUAGACAUAAGAUAAUUCAUACUCGAGAAAAGCCAUUUGAAUGUAAUGAAUGUGGAAAAGGCUUCAGACAGAGCUCAUCCCUUAUGCAGCAUCAACGAAUUCAUACUGGAGAGAAACCUUACAUAUGUAAUGAAUGUGGGAAAGCCUUCAGGCAGAAGGGACAUCUUGAGACGCAUAAUGUGAUUCAUACAGGUGAGAAACCCUUUGAAUGUCAUGAAUGUGGAAAAGCCUUCAGCAGUAAUAAUUAUCUGUUUCAACAUCAAAGAAUUCAUACUGGAGAGAAGCCCUAUAAAUGUAAUGAAUGUGGGAAAGCCUUCUGUACUAAUUCACGUCUUAAAGCACAUAAGGUAAUUCAUCCUGGAGAGAGACCCUUUGAAUGUGAUGAAUGUGGGAAAGGCUUUAGAUUCAGCUCAGCUCUCAUACAACAUAAGAGAAGUCAUACCGGAGAGAAACCUUUUAAAUGUAAUGAAUGUGGGAAAGGCUUCAAGCAGAGUGCAUACCUUAUGCAACAUGAAAGAAUUCAUACUGGAGAGAAGCCCUAUGAAUGUAAUGAAUGUGGGAAAGCAUUUAGCAGGAAGGGAAAUCUUAAUACACAUAAGAGAAUUCAUACUGGAGUGAAACCAUAUUCAUGUAAUGAAUGUGGGAAAGCCUUCAGGCAUAAGGGGAACCUUAAUACACAUAAAAAAAUGUAUACUGAAGAGAAAAACUUUGAAUGUAAUGAAGGUAGAAAAGACAGUUAGAGGUCAAACUUGACUGCAUGUAAAAAAGUUCAAAGUAUGUAGAAAUCCUUUACAUAUAAAGAAGUUGAAAAAAACCAUCUUGUGAAACUCAACCUUUAAGAAAAAUGAAAUCCAUACUGAGCAGAAUCUUCAAGAUUAAUAAAUGUGGGAAAGCCUUCAGCUGGAAGGGAAACUUAAAGCACAUUAGAAAACAUUCUUGAGAAAAAACUUUAUUCUAAGGAUAUGGAAAAGUUUUCAUGUGGUGUGGAAAUCUUAGGUAACACAAUGCCAUCCAGGAAAAAAAAUACUUUUAAUAAAAGAAAUAUGUAAGAAGCUUCAUGAGAAGGCAAAACUCACUACAUAGCAUAGCUUUCAUACUGAUUGCAUUUUGACAAUUAUGGGCAAACUUUCAAACAGUAGAAACCUUAAGGACUAUAAAGUUUUCAUAUUGAAGAGAAACCCUUUGAAUAUAAUGAAUAUGGAAAAGACUUUAGGAUGAGGCAAACCUUUACUAACAAUAAAAAUAUCCUCAAAUGUAAAGAAUUAAAAAAUGUGUCUAGAAAUGUCUUCAGCAAGAAGAGAAAGGAAUCACAGAAUAUCAUAUGAUAAUUUAUACUGGCCAGAAUUUCCAUAAAUGUAAUGAAAUAGUAAAUAAAUGUAUUUCAAACUCA
Monodelphis domestica (gray short-tailed opossum) is the source of this 2927-nucleotide messenger RNA. The record is from RefSeq and is a predicted model, not a curated record. Lineage: Eukaryota; Metazoa; Chordata; Mammalia; Didelphimorphia; Didelphidae.